AUGGCCAGCCAACGAAGCUCGCGAGUUGAUCAACCUUCUGUGUCAGGAAGCGAGGCGGGAUCAUUCACGUUAUUCAACGGAGCCGAACUUCCACCUUUCAGAGCCAUAAACGACUUUCUUCUCGAAUCGGCUCGCUAUGAGCGCCCUCCACUUGAAGAUUUGGCUCGCUGGAAUAAUCGAAUCAUCUCCAAUCUGCUCUACUAUCAAACAAACUACUUCAUGGUGUUCAUUCUUUUGCUUGGAGGCUUUACGAUUGCAUACGGGCAGGAUUUUGCCGUCGGAUUGUGUGCUAUUUCGCUUGUAACCGGGUCGGCCGUAUUCAGCAUUUCACCAAAUCCACGCUUCCAUGAGCUUCGCCGUGAACAUCCAUUGAUUACGCUUGGAUCUAUCGUCGUCUCAUUUUACCUUUUCAUCACCUUUCUUUGGUCUGUCGCAAUAGUUUUCGUUGGUGUGCUGAUUCCAUUGCUCAUUUGUAUGAUUCAUGCUUCAUGCAGGCUUCGCAACCUUAAGAACAAGGCUACCGAAUUCAUGGAACGUGCCGGAGUUCGAAAGACUGUAAUGGGCCAAAUUCUUGAUGCUUGUGGAGUGACAGUUAAGGCC
Molecule: messenger RNA, 600 nt
Organism: Mesorhabditis belari
Lineage: Eukaryota; Metazoa; Nematoda; Chromadorea; Rhabditida; Rhabditidae
Source: the annotation of a GenBank genome assembly